ACACACACACACACACACACUGCCAUUGCUGCUUCUCCAUCCCUUCUUGUAGUCGUUUAGUUGUGUCUGACUCUUCGUGACCCCAUGGACCAGAGAAGAAGAAGAGUUUGGAUUUGAUAUCCUGCUUUAUCACUACCCUAAGGAGUCUCAAAGUGGCUAACAAUCUCCUUUCCCUUCCUCCCCCACAACAAACACUCUGUGAGGUGAGUGGGGCUGAGAGACUUUGGAGAAGUGUGACUAGCCCAAGGUCACCCAGCAGCUGCAUUGCCUUUAGGUCAUGGCUGGGGCAGCUUAUGGCAUUCCAGUGGGAAACAAAACAUAAAAUGGGAAUGAAAUGUGUCAGAAAGCAACGAGAGAGGCACAGAUGUUUAGCAGCUGCUGGUCUAAAUAUCAGAAGAGCAUUUAUUUCAUUAGUCUACAAAGCACAACAAGCAUGCUCAUCACUUGAUUGCAAGUGGUCACUUGCAUGUGAGAACAGGCUCUUGCUUGCUCCAUCUGGCAUGGCCGUCUUCCCAGCAGGCCAAGCAUCAUGCAGCUGCGCUGGCAGGAGUUCAAAGUAGCCCAAAACAUCUGGAGGGCACCAGGUUGGGGAAGACUGCGCUAGAGAAAUUUAGCAGUGAAAAUGAAGGCAUGCAACAACAUAUUUUAUUGGGCUCCACUUACUCAGCCUAGAUGUGUGCUGCUGGGAAUAUGCUACUGUUAUUACAUAUUUAGCAGUUAUGAUCAUAAUUAUUUUAAUUAAUAGCCAUUCCAGGUUAGCCCUUUCUAGUCGGCUUUGGUGUCACAUUCUUUGUCAUAAAAAUCUAGGGUCACCCUUGUUCUCUUUGUUGCAGUUGGGAUUCCAGGUUAGGAGAAAACAUGCCCAAGCAAAGCACAGGCAAUAAACAAUCAACCUGACUGUGAGGGACAGAGCAAAAGAAAAGUUGGAUUUAGAACUUUUAUUAUCACUGCAGCUGCUGUUACUGCUCCUCCAGGUGUCUGCAAGUUGCUCUGCGCCCUUCUCUGCUUAAAGCUCCUUUCCUUGUCAGGCACUUGCGGUUGGCAAGGAGGAACCUGCAGGCUAAGGGGGCGGAGGGGGUGGUGGUGGAAGUGAGGUCUGUGACAGGAAGGCAAAUGUCACUCGCAGCAUCAUGUGGUCUAGGAAGGAACCAACUGCUUUUCAGUCUUGAAGUUCCCCUUUUGGAGAGUGACUUUGCAAGAGAGGAACAAAGCUUUGGGUGUGCUGAAUCUUUGGGGACAAUUGCUGCACCUCAAUUUGGGGGUUGUAGAGGCCCACAGGGUCUGCUAGUGGAACUGCCAUGGUGGUGAAUGUGAAUCUUAUGGGUCCAGCUCCAUGGGGCUUCCGCAUCACAGGGGGAAGGGACUUCAGGAAGCCCAUCACAGUAUCUAAGGUGACUGAGCAUGGCAAAGCAGCUCUAGGUGACCUUCGUCCUGGUGAUGUCAUAAUCUCCAUCAAUGGAGAGAGCACUUCUGAGAUGCUCAAUGUGGAAGCACAGAACAAGAUUAAGCAGAGCUCUGGGCAGCUGCAGCUGCAGGUGGACAGGUCUCAACAAUUUUCUCCCAGUCAGACAAAUGGUGAGAGUUCAGCAGAGUUGUUGUCCAUACGGUUUCAGGAUGUUGUAAGAACCAGAGACGAUGGUCAGAACUCCGUGAGAUCUUCCUACUCCAGCCCAGCCUCCAUCAGUCCACGGCCCAGCAGUCCCUACUCUCCUUCAUCUCCUGGAUUCCGAGCCGGUGGCCCAUACAGUCCCCAGAGGCCUGACCUACCCAAUGAGGGCAGAGGGGAAUCUGUGGUGAACAGCCGCAGCUUACAUUCUCUGGAGAGCUCGUUGGGAAUCUCUGACGAACCCUAUGGGCAGCAGCAUUCAAGCAGCAAGCAGCUGCAGGAGCGAAGGAGCACCAGCCACUCGAGUGGAUCUCCAGUUACAGUUCUGCUUCCAUUAAAUGGAUCUCCGUCCCCCGGAGCAUAUUCAUUCCGCAGCCCAUGGGAGAAGAGGAAGGACCAGGACAGGAACUCCUCUUCCUACCAGCGCAGUUACAGUCUGGAUACAGAGCCAGCCAUGCGUCAUUUGGAAGGGGACUCGGAGGUCUACAAGAUGAUGCAAGAAAAUCGUGAAACCAGGGCUCUGCCACGGCAAUCCAGCACUUUUCGCUUGCUCCAAGUAGCUCUGGAGUUGGAUGAAAAAGAGGGCUCCGUGACUCACCUUCCCAGCUCACUGUCUCCCAGCACACAGAAGCAGCCAGUCAGCAGUUCCAUGGCAGGAAGCGCCCAGAAGCUGCAUGUGUGUGAAAAGUGUGGCAGCAGCAUCACGACCCAGGCAGUGAGAAUCCAGGAGAGCCGCUACCGCCACCCCUCCUGCUACAUCUGCGCCGACUGUGGCCUCAACCUGAAGAUGCGGGGCCACUUCUGGGUUGGCGAAGAGAUGUACUGUGAGAAGCAUGCCCGCCAGCGCCACCAGGGGGCAGCAGGGGGCAGCCCAGUCACAGCCGUCUACUCGCAGUCCUAAACUGUGCCAUUGGCAUGCAGGGGAAUGAGCAAGAAGGAAACUGGUGUUGCCCCCACCCUGGAGGCUUCCUCCCAACAUCUAAUCUGUGUGACUUCCAGAGGCCUCCCUGGAUGGUCUAUUUCGAUUGGCUAUCAGACCUUUCGCUUUAUGCAGAAUCCCAGCCACUCAGGAUUCUGCCUGCUGAGACAGACAGGGAAGAGGAAGCCAGGAGGGCUCAGAGAUCUAGGGAAAUGGCAUUGUCAGCUUCUGGCCUAUUCCUUAGAAAGGCAAGCUUGGUCACAUUUGGCACUAAGCAUCUUCCGGAGGAAUGUUUUGCAGGAAUAGCUGAAAUUUCCUCUCUGCCAAGCUGUGCCUGCAGAGGGUCUGUUUGGGGCACCCCAUGGAACGCAGUGGUGCUGCCCCUGCCCCUCCCUGCCCCAUGGGGAGUGGAACCCAAACCCAAGUGGCUCUUGCCGCUUGCAGGGUAACUAAAGCCAUGUUAUUCCCUUCUGUGCCUCUAGCGCCUUUUUCUCGCCACGGCUGCCAACUUUCCUGUGUCAAUGUAGAGAUGGAAGAGGAAAGGAAAAUUAGGGGUGUCACUGAAGCACUAGGUACUGGGGUGGCAUGGAUGCAGCUUUGAAUACCGACUCUCUGUAAAGCUUCUAUAAAAUAUUCAGCCAGAUCUCUAUAUGAAAUAUAAUAUAUAUGUUGUAUGUAUGUAUGUAUGUAUGUAUGUAUGUAUGUAUGUAUGUAUGUAUGUAUGUUGUACUUGCUUGUGCCUGCAUGAAGGGGAUUGGAGAAAGGAGCCUAUUCAUGUUAAGGUUUUAUAAGAGCUUGUCACCCUCCCCUCAGCAGUUGCACACAGGACAGGAGUCUCUUACAGUGGUACCUCCGCUUACGAACUUAAUUAGUGUUGGAGGUCCGUUCUUAACCCGAAACCGUUCUUAACCUGAGGCGUGCUUUUGCUAGUGGGGCCUCCUGCUGCUGCUGCGCUGCCGGCGCACGACUUCCGCUCACAUCCCAGGGCAAAGUUCGCUACCAGGAGCAUCUACGUCCGUGUUAGCGGAGCUCAUUACCCGAAGCGGUUGUAAGGAGGACGAUACGUAACCCGAGGUUCCACUGUAUUUCGGGAGGGGGAAAGGGCAGCCUAUGGGGAAUCCCUCAUCAUACGAAAUGCCAUACGCAGUGAACAGAGGCUGUAGGAGGUGGCAUUUGAAUUGUUCUCCCAGCUAUUUCUGAGCAGGGAGGGAGUAUGCCACUGACUGAAGUCUUAGUUUAUUGUCAUGAGCUAAAGGCAUUGCUGUUAAGUGACUGGCAACACAGAGGCACAACAAAACCUGGAUUGACUACAGAUUGCCUGGCACAUUCCUGCGCUCAACAAGCAAAGACCACACAACCAAUCUUCCUUUUGAUGACUAGCAAAGCAAAAGGUGUAAUAGUAUUAGGUAUGGCAAGUUGCAUCUUGUAGGCAGUGUGUCAUAGCAGGGAAGCUCCAUCAGCCUCAAAAACACAACAUGUAAAUGAAAUACGUGUACAUAGCCUAAGGGUUUUUCUGUAUGAUCCUAACAUCCUAAGUGUUGCCUUGCUGAAUCAUACAAAGGAUCCAUCUAAUUCCAUGUUCCGAUUCCAACAGCCAUUCUUCCAACAUCUUGCUGAACCUUCUUCUUAAAUGUGGUGCAGGUAGUCGGCCAACCACUAGGGUAGUGAACCAAAGGUAGCCCCCCCCCCCAGUCACUUAGAGAUCUCUAGUUUCUGGCUAAAGAGUAUGCAGGAGAUGGUACUUGCACAUAAGCAAAUGUUAAGAACUUUAGUAUCUGCUAAAGGUUUGAAGAGAAGCAGAGACACAAGGGCCAGUUGAAGCUGUCUCCUUGUAACCUGUUUAGAGUAGGACCACCCAUUCUGCCCCCUUCUCUCUCUGCCUGUGUGUUUUGUCUCCAAGAUGCUGGGCUGUUCAGCCUGGUUAACAGUACAUGCCGUGUUCAGACUGCACUGGGGGUUCAAAUAAGUUCACAUCCUUCCCAUGUUGUACGCUAUCGCAAUCUCCCUUCUCAUAUGUGGGCUCACUGGUUACGUAUUUGUGCCCAGGCCAUGUGGUCUAGGUAUAGACACUUAGGAAAGCAGAGCUUAGACUGCCUGUGGGGGUAGAAAAACCUUUAUGCUAGAACUUGAGAGGAUCUUAUAAUAAGGCAAAGGACUCAGAUUUCCAAAAGCUAUAGAAACCCUAUUCAUGUUAGAAUAUGCUCUGUAACAUACCUGAACAAAAUAGGCUUGGGUGUUCUUCAAGUUCUGUUCUUUUAGCAUAUCAGUAAGUGACAUGAAUAGUAAAGAAAAUAAAAGAAAAUAAAGAGUCAGCUAUUAUAAAAAGUUAUUUCCUCUUUCUAGUCAAUUAUACCCCAGUCCGCCAUCUCCUCUCUCCCUAAGAGGCAGAUGGCCACUAACUCACUCUCAGCUCAACCUAAAAUGCUGAGCUUCAACUCUGCCCCUUCUCCUUAUCACAAAGCUUUUCUCCUUCAAGGUCACACCUAGAUCUUCCCAAAGAGGGAGUCAAACAUCAGUCAGCCUCUAUAGCUUGCUACUAUGCCAGUUUCACAAAAAGCUUGCUUGCUUUCCUGGCCAUAUGGUGGCCCAGCUCCCUUCUGCAUGGUGUGACAGAAUGAAAGAUGACUCGAUUAGCCAUUUUAUCUCAGGCUUGUGAUGGGGAUACAAGACCUGCCAUUUCCUGUGGUUACCAAUGUAAGGAAAGGUGUCACUGCGCAGUAGCCAUUCUUAUACUUUCAUGUGCAGGAGCUCAAAAUCCUCCUAUUGCAGGGAUCUACAGCCUUCCCUGGUCAUCUUGUCCCAUUUUCUGAAAGCUCUUCCACGGGGCAAUGUUAUGUUACACCUCAUGUAAUUAUGGCAAAUCCAUGGUUGCAUUAAAGUUUGAAGAUGGUUCUCUUCACUGGAUACUCUAGGGGUGGCCAAGGUGAGCCUUGAGGCUGCAUCUUCUAUAUAUAUAUAU
This is a messenger RNA of Zootoca vivipara (common lizard), 5484 nucleotides long. RefSeq names its product PDZ and LIM domain 2 (gene PDLIM2). The record is from RefSeq and is a predicted model, not a curated record. Gene Ontology annotation, biological process: heart development; muscle structure development; actin cytoskeleton organization. Gene Ontology annotation, molecular function: muscle alpha-actinin binding; actin binding. Gene Ontology annotation, cellular component: filamentous actin; stress fiber; adherens junction. Lineage: Eukaryota; Metazoa; Chordata; Lepidosauria; Squamata; Lacertidae.